This is a messenger RNA of Lotus japonicus, 6310 nucleotides long. RefSeq lists its product as uncharacterized. The record is from RefSeq and is a predicted model, not a curated record. The coding region runs from base 346 to 5898 and encodes 1850 amino acids. The transcript has 11 exons. Lineage: Eukaryota; Viridiplantae; Streptophyta; Magnoliopsida; Fabales; Fabaceae.
UUCUCUUUCACACUUCCCUUUUGUCAGUCCUUGGGUUCUGAGUUUUUCACUAUUUUUUGGGUUCAGUUUUACAGUAGUGCCAUUUUCCAAAAUCAGCAUCUUUCUGGGUCCUUCUCCUUUUUCUCUCUCCCACCCACUUCCACCUCUUCUCAAAUUCGAAAUCUUUCAGCUCGAUCUGCUGAUUUUCCCGGUACAUUUUCCACUUUUCAUCUUCCACCAAGGUUACUGCAUUUACUGUUGUUUCAUUCUUGGCUAUCUUAAUUGGGUUGGGAGCUGGGAAUGGAAGUAGAAUGAGCCUUCAAGUUAGGCAGUGAUGCAUGUUAGGGAACAUUAAUAUUCUGAAUAAUGUCGAGGAUCACCAAGUGGAAGAUCGAGAAGACAAAAGUGAAGGUGGUUUUCCGGCUGCAAUUUCAUGCUACACAUAUUCCACAAUCUGGAUGGGAUAAACUGUUUAUCUCUUUCAUCCCUGCUGACACUGGGAAGGCUACAUCAAAGACUACCAAAGCUAAUGUGAGAAAUGGAACCUGCAAGUGGGCGGAUCCAAUCUAUGAAACCACAAGACUCCUCCAAGACGUUAAAACACGACAAUAUGAGGAGAAGCUUUACAAACUUGUUGUGGGGAUGGGUUCUUCAAGAUCUAGCAUCCUUGGCGAGGCCAACAUAAAUCUGGCUGAUUUUGUUGAUGCCUUGAAGCCUACAGCUGUUGCUUUGCCUCUUAACGGAAGUGAGCCUGGAAUCACACUACAUGUCACUGUGCAGCUUCUCACUUCCAAAACUGGUUUCAGAGAAUUCGAACAGCAGAGGGAACUCAGAGAGAGGGGACUACAGACAACCUCUGACCAAGGAAUUCAUGAUGAAUAUGCUGAUAGCAAAGAGUCUUCUCCUGACCAGAAUGUCAAUAAUCAUAUAAAUAAGGUCAACCCAAGAGUGAAAUUGAGAAGAGAAUCUAAAGAUCCUCCCCGUAUUUCUUCUCUUGAAGGAGAGCCAGGCGCAAAUGAAGAGUAUGCCGAGUCAGCUGCUGGAUUUGAUGGCUCUUCUACUACUUCUGAAAGCAUUUAUACUGAGAAGCAUGAUGUUUCCAGUACACAUGAAGUGGACAGCCUUAAAAGCACCAUCUCUGGUGAUUUAGGUAUACAAUCCCUUGGUGAAAGUCCUCAGCCAGGGAAAGGAGAUGCUGCUGAUAAUCAGUUUCCAUCACAGGGCAGUGAUUGGGUUCAUGGUUGGAGCAUAGACUAUUCAGCUGCCAAUAAUUUGGCUGCUACUUCUGUAGAUAGUAGCAGUAGCAGUCUAAAGGGAAAUUUAGAAGCAGUGGAGUCAUCUAUUCUUGAUCUAAAACUGAAGGUGAGCUGUUUACAAAAUUAUGCUGAUGAAAUAGGUGUUGCAUCAAACAAGUUUUCUGAGCAACUUACUGCUGAGAUUUCAUCUAGUGAAGAGCUAGCAGAAGAGGUUGCUGCACUAAAAUCAGAGUGUUCAAAGUUCAAAGAUGAAUUUGAGCAGAUUAAAAGUUCUAAGACAAGCCUUGCAUUUUCUCUUAAAGAUACUGAGACAGAUCAGGAUAAAUCAUUCCAUAAUUUACAACUUAAAUGGCUUAAGGGGCUUUUUCUCAUGGAAGAUAAGUUAAGAGAUAUUCAGAAGGCAUAUAUGGGAUCUCCUGAAAGCGAUUUUAGGUUCCUUAAUUUGGAGUUAGAAGGACUGGUUCAGAUUUUGCACGAUCUCAAACAAGAAUUUGGUGAGCCAUUUUCAGGGACCAAAGCUGCCAUUGGAAGAGAGAACAAGAAAUUGGAUUUACAUAAAAGUGACCAAUUUUUAUCAGAUAUUGGGUCUGUUGCUGGUAUAUUUCAACCUGAAAGCAUGACUCGUUAUCUUACUGUUCCUGGCCUUGUGUCUCAGGAGUUUGAUUCUGUAGAUCCUACACUUGCUAUGAAAGAGAAAUGUUUUGAACUUCUGAGAGAGCUAGAUGAGUCCAAAACCGAAAGGGAAAGCCUUGUGCAGAAAAUGGACCAGAUGGAGUGCUAUUAUGAGGCUCUUAUUCAGGAGCUUGAGCAGAAUCAGAGGCAGAUGAUGGCUGAGUUGCAGAACCUUAGGAACGAACAUUCUACUUGCAUUUACACGAUUUCGGCUGGUAAAACUGAGAUGGAGAGAAUGCACCAAAAUAUGAAUGAGCAGAUCAUGAAAUUUUCUGAAGACAAGCGUAUUUUGGAAUCUCUCAACAGUGAGUUUGAAAGAAGGGCUAUUUCUGCAGAAGCAGCCCUUAAAAGGGCUAGAUUGAACUAUUCUAUUGCUGUUGGCCAAUUGCAAAAAGAUCUCGAGCUUCUUUCUUGUCAGGUUCUUUCUAUGCAUGAGACAAAUGAGAAUCUCAUGAAGCAGACAUUCUCUGAUUCUUCACUUCCAAAUGCUGAUGCCUGCCCAGAACCAGCAAAAUAUCCUCGAAAUUCCGAAGAUCAUACUUCCAAUCGAUUGCUAUGUCAAAAUCACAGUUCUUCCUUACAUAGACAACAUUUAGGUGAAGACAUUUUGCUAAACGAUUUGAAAAGAUCGCUUCAGUUGCAAGAGGGGUUAUACAAACAGGUUGAAGAAGAAAUCUUCCAGGUGCAUUAUGUAAAUAUAUGCUCCGAUGUGUUUUCGAAGGCUCUGCAAGAAACAUUGCUUCAAGCAAGUCUUGACAUUCAACUCAUGAAAGAGGAAAUUGUUCAACUCUCUCAGAAGCUGGAGCUUACAAAUGAAUCCAAUGAGUUACUGGUGCUGAGGUUGCAGAAUGCUACAAACGAUAUCCUCUCAUUAAAUGAGUACAAGGAGAUUUGCACAGCAAAGAGCAAUGCUACUGCUUGCCAGAACCAAAUUUUAGAGGCAAAUUUAAAUGAUCUUGCUCGUGAAAACAAACUUCUUUCUCAGAAAAUUAGUGAGUUGGAAAUUCAACUGACAGAGUAUAGAAGCUGUGAGGACAAAUAUGUGGCAUGCAGUGCAGAAAACUCGGAGUUGCAGAGUUUAUUGAAAAAAGAGAGCCUAGAAAAUAAUAAUCUUCUUGAUAAAAUAGCUAUUCUGCAGGAAGAGCUAAAAACUGUCGGAGCUGAAUCUAAAGAGAUGGCUUCUGUGAAGGAUAAUCUGCAGAACAAUGUCAACUUUUUGUCUGAUAAGUUGCAGAAAUUGAUGGUAUCACAUGCGGAUAAAUACAAUGAACUUUCUCUCUGUAAUAGAUCUGCUUGUUUUGAUUCAGAUUACAAAGACCUAGAAGGUCUCCUAUUGGGACUAGAAGAGCUGCAUCAUAGCGCAUUUGAUAGGAUCCUGCUACUCGUUGAAGAGAAGAAUAUUUUAGAGAAUGAAAAGCAUAUGGCUCAAGUAUCUUUAAAUACAGCAGAAUCAGAUCUUGUAGUCAUGAAACAGAAGUCUGAGCAUGAUUUACGAGAGAUGCAAAGUAACAUAAGUGUGUCUGGUGCCCUAUUGCAGAAACUUCAGUCAGAUUUCGAGGUUAUUGUUGACAGGGUCAAUGCUGGUUCUAAAGCUGAAGCAAUAUACUCUCAGCAUCACAAUGAAUUUUUGUCUGGUCUUGAUAAUUUGGAAGCCGAGUUACGACAACUUAAUUCCAGAAAUCAGGACCUUGCUGAAGAAAUUGUUAACCUAGGUACUUCAUUUAGUGACCUCGAGAUGUGUAAAUUGACCUUAACAGCAAUUACAGAGGAAAAGAAAGCUCUGGAGUUGUCUUUACAGGACAAAACAGAAGAAUGUGCCAAGACUUCAUCUGAGCUUAAUUUUUUGCAAAAGAACAUGAAUUCUCUGCACAAUGAUUUGCAUGCUGAAAAAAUCUUCAGAGAAAAAUUGGAGAAUACAGUUACAGAUCUUACCAAAGAGUUGAAUGAGAAGCAAAGCCAGCUGCAGGAUUCUGAUAUGAACAAACAAGAACUGGCUCAUCUCAAGAAACAGGUAUCAAACUUGGAAUUUGAGAAAUCAAGAAUCUUAGAUCUUCUGCAGAAAUCUGAGAAAUGUCUUAGUGAUGCUUUAAAGGAAUCUUCUUCUAUUAGUUGUCUGGAGACCGACUUAUCUGAAAUGCAUGAAUUUUCAAUAGCUACUGAUGUUGUUGUGAUGUUUACCAGAGCUCAGUUUGAGGGUCAUAUAGAGGAGCUUACUGGAAAACUCUAUUCCACUUGCAGGCAACUGGAUGUGAUUCACCAGAAGAAUCUUGAUGUAGAAUCUGAACUGAAUGAGUGUCUUUGUAGAGAAUUGACUUACAUUGAAGAGAAUACAACAUUGUUGACGAGUCUUGACUUCCUAAAAUCUGAGUUAGAGGUCUUUGCUGCUCAGAGUAGAUCACUAUUUGAUCAAAAUAAUUCAAUAAUAACAGAGCUUAAGGAGAAGAGUAGGACAGAGAAUGUCAGCGAUACUCUUAAUGUACGUGAAAGCGAGUGUGUCCUUGAGGUUGCAAGGCUGGAGCAAUUGCUGGCAAGUUGUCAUAGAGAGGGUGAACAACUCUUUUUGUCCAAGGAAGAAGCUGAACUCAAAUGUAUAGUUCUCCUGGCCAAAUUGGAUGAACUGGAAAGUACAAUUACUAAACUAAAACAAUCAGAUAAUGAGUUAAUAAAGCUGCAGAACCAAUGUAAUGAGCUUAGCAAGAGGCUUUCUGAACAGGUUUUUAAGACAGAGGAGUUCAAGAAUUUGUCUAUUCAUUUGAAGGAACUGAAAGACAAGGCUGAAGCUGAGUGUCUUAGUGCCCGUGACAAAAGAGGACAGGAAGGACCACCGGUUGCUAUGCAGGAGUCCUUGAGAAUUGCAUUCAUCAAGGAACAAUAUGAAACAAAGUUGCAAGAACUUAAACAGCAACUAUCUUUGUCAAAAAAGCAUAGUGAGGAAAUGCUGUGGAAACUACAAGGUGCGAGUGAUGAAAUAGAGAAUAGAAAAAUGUCUGAAGCUUCUCUAAUAAAAAUUAAUGACGAGCUGGGAACUAAGAUCUUGGAGUUGGAGGCUGAGUUACAGGCUGUAAUUUCUGACAAACGUAAUCUGUUAAAUGCUUAUGACCUGUUAAAGGCUGAAAAAGAGUGCUCAGUGAUAUCCCUUGAAUGCUGUAAACAAGAAAAGCAAGAGCUUGAAGCUUCUCUUUUAAAAUGCAAUGAGGAGAAGUCCAAAAUCGAAGUAGAGCUUACCCUGGUGCAGAAAUCGAUUGAGACGUUGAAAUGUAAUGGGAAUAUUUUGAAUGAGGACAAUGAUAUAUUAUCUUCGUCAUUGAAUUCUCAAUCUCAUGAAGCUUGCAGUCAUGAAAAGGAGAGUGAAAAUUCACUCAUCAAUAUGCAAGUGGAGGAUGCUCUUGCAUUAAGAGUUAUGAACGGAUGCCAAACUCUUGGAACUGAAGAGGACUUGCAACAAAAUGAGGAAAGGAAGCACAUGGCUUUAACUGAAAGUUUGAAAUCUAGCAUUGAUCACUUAAAUGAGGAGUUGGAAAGGAUGAGAAAUGAGAAUAUGCUUCCUCCAGUAGAUGGACAUCGCCGUGAGCCAUGUUUUCCAGGUCUGCAAAGGGAACUGAUGCAGUUACAUGAGGCCAAUCAAGAGUUAGGAAACAAGUUUCCUGUGUUCAAUAAAAUCUCAGUCAGCGGUAAUGCAUUAGAAAGAGUGCUUGCUUUGGAGAUUGAGCUAGCUGAAGCAUUGCAGGCCAAGAAAAAGUCAAGCAUCCAAUUUCAGAGUUCUUUCUUGAAACAGCACAGUGACGAAGAAGCGGUGUUCCGAAGCUUCAGGGACAUCAAUGACCUAAUCAAGGACAUGUUAGAACUAAAGGCAAGGCAUUCGGGUAUGGAGACAGAACUGAAAGAGAUGCAUGACCGUUACUCUCAACUAAGUCUUCAGUUUGCUGAGGUAGAAGGUGAGAGACAAAAACUCAUGAUGACCCUUAAGAACACUCGAGGAUCUAAGAAGUAAGAAGCCUCCAGAUUCAUCUAAGUUCGCAGCAGCAUUUUUCACCCCCUUGCACAGGCCAAUAAUUCAUACUACACUAAGAUAUUCAUGGCCCCGUCCUAUUUUCCCUUCUGUUUAUUACAUAUAUGGAGUAUGCAAUAUAAGGGGCACCAUCAGCUAUGACUAGAGUUAAAUUUUUGCAAGGGUUGGUAUGGUAUUACAUCAUUAUAGCAGAUAAUAAUGUGUAAAUAAAGUAGUGUCUGCCCUUGGCUCUUAGAAUCCAAGUAUAUAUCCCUGUAACAUCUUUUACCUGAGCCUGAGUGUUGUAAUUUUUUUUUUCUGUACAGGAACAAGAUCUUACAAGAAUAUUUCUAUUUUAAAAAAUUGUGAAAACUUGUUUCUUAAUCUAUGUAUAUCUUUAUAAUUAAAACGUGUA